Molecule: messenger RNA, 1482 nt
Organism: Grus americana (Whooping crane)
Lineage: Eukaryota; Metazoa; Chordata; Aves; Gruiformes; Gruidae
Gene: EFCAB11
Product: EF-hand calcium binding domain 11
Exons: 6
Coding region: 1-426 (141 amino acids)
Molecular function (GO): calcium ion binding
Source: RefSeq, a predicted model, not a curated record
AUGGAAACAUUUUUUGAAGCAUGUGAUGAAAAUAACAGAGGCUAUUUAGGCAGAGAGGAAUUUAAAGUUACUGUAUUGAUGUUGUUUGGUUAUAAACCCUCAAAGGUGAAGGUGGAUUCAGUAAUGUCUUCUAUGGAUUGUUUAUGCAGCAUGGAUCUUUAUCCAUGGCAUGCAAGUGCUAUUGCCUUAGAAAAGUCUAUGUUUCUCUUCAGUGCAAAGAACCAUGAGAUGGCAGAUAGACGAUUUUUGACUUUUGAAAACUUCAAGAAAGCCUUGAGUUCUGCCUCUCCUAAGUUAUCUGAAAGAAUCAUAGUUGAAGCCUUCAGAGAAGUCAAUCAGAAUUCUGAUGGCCACAUCAGCUUCAAAGAGUUUGAAUCUGCAAUGAAGUACGGACGAGAUGAAAUAUCACCACUGUACUUUGCCUAAAGAAUAUUCUCUGGUGAAAAGACAAAGUGAAAACUUCAGAUCUCAAGAUAUUUAAAAAUCAAUGAAACUUCAUUUGUUUCAGCCAGCAUUUUAAGAACUUUGACUGUAAGUGUAGCUCUGAAGAACAGCCUUUGAAGCUUUACUGUUGACAAGUUGGGUGUAUUAAUUUACAUGUGUAUGUGUGUGUAGAAUACUUAAAAUAUUUGAAAUCUCAAUUGAUUCCCAAUCACCCUAGUUAGGAACUAUAACUCUGUACUUUUUGCUUUUUUACUUAACAGAUGAAAAAGGAGCAACUCUGAUUUCCAGUUACUGUGAAAUCUAUUUGUUCAUUUUUUCAACAGCCCUUUGUUGACAGACCAAAAUAUCUCACAUUUAUAGAAACUGAUUAAAUUUAUGGCAGAUAAUGCCUGGGUUUUUUUAAAUCACUAGUGUAUUUGUCUUUCCUUUAUUGUUUCACUUUCAUAUAUUGUUCUUUUUUAUAUAUAUUACACAUUAUUUUUAAUUUAGCAUUUAUUGCUUAAUUGGCUACGUGAUUUAAUUCUGAACAAUUAGCAAGAACUGUGUGUGUAAGGAAGUAAAGUAAGCAUAAUACUUAGCUUUUUUUUUUUUUAAACAAUUUUUUAAAUGGAGAUGCGAAUAAAUCUUUAAAAAGUACAUCAUGGACCUCAGUGUCACAGGCUGAAAAUAAUGUGUAUUCAAACCUUCAGCUGACUUUUAGGGAAGAAUUUGUAUAUAUAUAUACUUUAGCAAGAUCAGAGAAUUUCCCAGGAGUUGAGAGGAAGCAUAAGGUAGAAUCUGUCAUUGUCUACAAAGCUAUCUUCCCUUCUCUCCCCUCUCUUGUCCAGUAACUGGGAGAUGUUCUUGCCUGCUGUAACUUUAUAUAUAUCCAUCCAAGCUGUGCUGUAGUGAGAUAAAUCUUUCUUAUUCAAUUUAUUUUAUCUGUGAUCACUUACUUCCUACUGCCUUUGUGUGUUCGUAUUAAUAGUUACCAAUAAUAGAGAUUUCAUUACGGGCACUGUCUCUGAUCAUAUGGUCCACUCUAUUGCUUCAUUUCUG